This is a messenger RNA of Penicillium vulpinum, 1005 nucleotides long. Its product is annotated as alpha/beta hydrolase. The transcript is spliced from 3 exons. Lineage: Eukaryota; Fungi; Ascomycota; Eurotiomycetes; Eurotiales; Aspergillaceae. The record is from RefSeq and is a predicted model, not a curated record. Bases 1 to 1005 code for a protein of 334 amino acids. Gene Ontology annotation, molecular function: hydrolase activity.
AUGUCAGCAUCUACUCUCAUGCUAACAACGGGUUAUAUGGACCCUGAACUUGUACAGAUUCUAAAAGAUGGCCCAACCCCGGCCUCCCUAGGUGAUACAACUGAUAUCCACGCCUUGCGUGAGAUGCUUCUCCGCAAGAAACAGGCUGCGGCGGGGGCUCUUGGUACGCCAAGUGACACGACGAUUAUGGAGUCGGACCACCUGAUUCCCACCCGCGAUGGCUCCCAUAUUACUGUGCGUGUCUAUCGCGGGCCUCAAUCCCAAGAUGGACCUGUGAUGGUGAUGUUCCAUGGAGGCGGAUUUGCUCUAGGCGGGCUCGACAAUGAGGCCUCUCUAUGCAAGCAGUGGUGCCAGGACCUUAAUGGUGUCGGCAUUAAUGUCGAUUAUCGGCUGGCCCCCGAGUUCAAAUUCCCGGCAGCCGUGUACGAUGGCUACGAUGCCGUCAGGUGGGCUGCUGAUAACUCUAGUGUUCAUGGAGGCGGAUUAACGAAGGGCUUUAUUGUGGCUGGCAUUUCUGCCGGGGCAAACAUCGCUUGUGCCAUAUCGCAUCUUGCCAGAGACGACAACCUGACCCCAAGCCUUACCGGUGUGUAUUUGAGCAUCCCGAGCAUUCUGUCGCCGGAAGUUGUUCCCGAGCGGCUGAAGCAGGAUUAUACGAGUAGAGAGGAGAACAAGGACGCGCUCAUUUUGAAUGAGAAAGCUAUUGCACUCUUCCGAGGACUUUACGAAGACGAUCCAUUCUCCCCUCUUGCAUCACCUGCUUCAUUCCCUUCACAUGCUGGUAUCCCGCCAACUUACUUCCAAGUAGCCGGGGCAGAUCCUCUCCGAGAUGAAGGGCUAGUCUACGAGAAGAUGCUUCGGGAAGAGGCUCACGUACCUACAAAGAUCGACCUUUAUCCUGGCCUGCCACAUAGUUUCUGGACUUUCUGGCCCAACGCAGAGUUUAGCAAAAAGCAUAAGGCGGAUUCUAUUGCAGGACUUCGGUGGUUGCUAGAGAAAGAAUAA